CCCAUUUGAACACUCACCCGUUCCUGAGUGGGUGCCCUUUACACACUCAUACCACCUUGCGUGCGCACGCGCGCACACACACACCCCUUCCUGAGUGGAUGACCACCUUUGCACGCUCUCAUCUCCUUUCAUGCUCACUCUCCUUCCCGAAUGCAUGACCCCUUUACACAGUACCUCACUCCUGUUGAGCCCUAAUGUCUCUCUCUUUGGAAGAAAAUGAACUGGUGGGAGGUUGAAUUGCCCCUCACCUUCAUCUGUCAUGGUUUUCAGAUGAGGCAAGGCUGAAAGGAGUGGAUGAAAGUAAUGCCCUGGUCCUGCCGGCUAAAAAGACAAAGACGAAAAAAGUAGCUUGUGACACACAAGGAGAGAAGAAGCCCCUGAGCAAAAAACAGAGGAAAAUCUUGCAAAAAGUUUUAGAGCAGAAAGAGAAGAAAAAUCAGCGAGCUGAAUUGCUAAGUAAGUUAAAUGAGGUCCAGGCUUCUGAGGCUGAAAUGAAACUUCUGUACACCACUUCCAAGUUGGGUAUUGGAGGACGCAUAUACCAGACCAAACGGACAGUACAAGAAGCAGGCACCUCAUGUCCGGAGAAGAUAAGUAGCAUCAGUGGUGCAAAUAAAAAAAGGUGCAGACUAGAUCUGGAAGUGGAAUUUGAGAAGAAGACUGAAUCCUCUGAUAGCUCUUGUGAAGAGGAAGAGCAUAAAGAAACAAUUGAAAAGCCAGCCACUGACAGCUUUAACUUUGGAAAGGUGGAAGAAUGCGUUAAGAAGCCAUUGAAUAGUGAUCAGGCUCUUCCUAGCUCGCCAGCUCAUCAAAAAGCUAUCCAUAAGCCAUCUUCCAAGCCUGCAGUUUUCAUCCCAGUGGACAGGUCGCCUGAGAUACAGGAAGCGAGACUAAAGCUUCCUAUCCUCGCUGAAGAACAAGUUAUCAUGGAAGCUAUUAACGAGAAUCCUGUUGUCAUCAUAUGCGGAGAAACUGGGAGUGGUAAAACCACUCAAGUGCCUCAGUUUCUGUAUGAAGCCGGCUAUGCCAGUUCCGAGGGCAUCAUUGGAAUCACAGAGCCUCGGCGUGUAGCCGCAGUGUCUAUGUCUCAUCGGGUCGCUAGGGAAAUGAAUUUUUCACACAGGAUAGUUUCAUAUCAAAUACGUUAUGAAGGAAACGUUACAGAUGAAACCAAAAUUAAGUUCAUGACGGAUGGUGUGCUACUGAAAGAAAUUCAGAAGGACUUCUUGCUUUUGAAGUACAAAGUGAUCAUUAUUGAUGAAGCCCAUGAAAGAAGCGUGUACACAGAUAUCCUGAUCGGCCUCCUAUCUCGCAUCGUGCCCCUUCGUGGAAAGAAAGGGCAGCCUAUGAAGCUGAUCAUUAUGUCUGCCACCCUUCGUGUUGAAGACUUCACUGAUAACAAGAAACUCUUUCCUGCUGUUCCUCCUGCUAUACAGGUAGAUGCAAGGCAAUUCCCUGUGGCUGUUCAUUUUAAUAAGAGAACUCCAGUAGAUGACUACAAUGGGGAAUGUUUCAGAAAAGUCUGUAAAAUCCACCGAAUGUUACCCGCAGGAGGGAUUUUGGUGUUCUUAACAGGCCAAGCAGAAGUACACUCGCUCUGUAGAAGACUAAGAAAAACCUUUCCGUUACGUAAAAAUAAAACUGAAGGAGAUGAAGAGAAGGAAGAAUCAGUCGAAGAAGUCAGGAAAUUUAAGAAAUCCAAACGGAAGAAAACUAUGCUGCUACCCAAAAUCGAUCUGAACAGUUACUCCGUUUUGCCAGUGGACGAAGGCGAUGAGGACAGAGAAGCUGAAAUGGAGGAUGAUGAGGAUGCUGUGGGCUCUGACGUUGACCUAGAUUUGGGAGAUGAUGGACUGGAGGAAGGUGAGAAGUCAGAUUCUUCCCUUCCGCUCUACGUGCUCCCACUCUACUCUUUACUAGCACCAGAAAAGCAAGCCAAGGUGUUCCGACCUCCUCCUCUUGGAACACGACUGUGUGUUGUUGCAACCAACGUGGCUGAGACGUCUCUCACUAUCCCCAGCAUUAAAUACGUGGUUGACUGUGGGAAAGUCAAGAAACGCUUCUAUGACAAAGUUACUGGGGUUUCGUCUUUCAGAGUCACCUGGACGUCUCAAGCAUCUGCAAACCAGCGGGCAGGACGAGCUGGCCGCACGGAGCCAGGGCACUGUUAUAGGCUCUAUUCAUCUGCAGUUUUCAGUGACUUUGAGAAAUUUUCUCCUCCGGAAAUUACAAGGCGACCUGUGGAAGACUUGAUUCUACAGAUGAAAGCAUUAAACAUUGAAAAGGUGAUCAACUUCCCUUUUCCAACCCCGCCUCCAACAGAGGCACUUGCAGCCGCUGAAGAGCUACUGAUAGCGCUCGGAGCCCUGCAGGAACCACCCAAGACAGGAAGGCUGAAAGAGCUGCAAAUAGCAAAGCUGAGCUGUCCAGUUAGUCCCUUGGGCUUGACCAUGGCAUCCUUUCCUGUGGCCCCACGCUACGCUAAGAUGCUCGCUUUAAGUAAACAGCACGACUGCCUGCCGUAUGCCAUUACCAUAGUGUCCGCAAUGACCGUUCGAGAGCUCUUUGAGGAGUUUGAGAGACCAGCUGUAAGUGAAGAAGAGACGGAGAAGCUCAAGGGGAAGAAAGCAAGAGUUAUACAGAUGCGGAGGAUCUGGGCUGGACAAGGGCCUUUUCAAAAGCUAGGAGACCUCAUGGUGAUGUUAGGAGCUGUGGGGGCCUGUGAGUAUGCAGGGUGUACUCCUAAAUUCUGUGAAGCGAAUGGGCUGCGAUACAAAGCUAUGUUGGAAAUCAGGCGCUUACGGGGGCAGCUGACGACAGCAGUGAAUUCAGUCUGCCCCGAUGUUGGCCUCUUCGUUGAUCCAAAAAUGAAGCCCCCCACAGAGACCCAGGUGACCUAUUUGAGGCAGAUAGUGUUGGCGGGGUUAGGGGACCAUAUUGCCCGAAGGAUCCAGGCGGAGGAACUUCUGGAUGAGAAAUGGAAAAAUGCCUACAAGACUCCUCUGCUGGAUGACCCUGUCUUUAUCCACCCGAAUUCUGUCCUCUUCAAACAACUCCCAGAGUUUGUGGUGUAUCAAGAAAUUGUUGAAACUACUCAAAUGUACAUGAAAGGUGUUUCGGCCAUUGAAUCUGAAUGGAUCCCAGUCCUGCUACCUCCGUACUGUCACUUUGGGAAACCUUUGGAAAAUCCGUCUCCAUUUUAUUGCCCGGAUACAGGCAGAAUAAGGUGCCACAGACCAAGUGUUUUCUAUCGAGUAGGCUGGCAGCUUCCAGCAGUGGAGGUAGAUUACCCAGAGGGUAUUGAUCGCUACAAAUACUUUGCCAAAUUUUUACUGGAAGGAAAGAUCAUUAAACAGCUAGGCUCUUAUAAGCGUUGUUUGCUGUCCAGUCCACUCACAAUGCUGAAGACAUGGUCCAAGCUUCAGCCCCGGACAGAAAUCCUGCUGAAGGCUCUUGUUUCAGAAAGUGCUGAUAGUCGUGAUGCUUUGCUGGCUGCGUGGAAAAAAAAUCCCAGGUACUUGCUGUCUGCGUAUUGCCAUUGGAUCCCCGAAGUUAUGCAUGAUGACGUAGCCAAACGCUGGCCACCCGUGACAUUAUGAAUUGUCAAGAUUUCCCUUCUAUGGAUAAUCCCUAUCUCAGACAUCUCUAGAACUCCCUUUUUGAAGGAAGACUUGGGGG
Messenger RNA from Dermochelys coriacea (leatherback sea turtle), 3678 nucleotides. It is a transcript of the gene DHX37, whose product is annotated as DEAH-box helicase 37. Gene Ontology annotation, cellular component: nucleolus; intracellular anatomical structure. NCBI's taxonomy places the organism in Eukaryota, Metazoa, Chordata, Testudines, Dermochelyidae. The transcript is spliced from 27 exons. Gene Ontology annotation, molecular function: ATP binding; RNA binding. Bases 492 to 3599 code for a protein of 1035 amino acids. Gene Ontology annotation, biological process: maturation of SSU-rRNA from tricistronic rRNA transcript (SSU-rRNA, 5.8S rRNA, LSU-rRNA). The record is from RefSeq and is a predicted model, not a curated record.